Messenger RNA from Drosophila eugracilis, 507 nucleotides. RefSeq lists its product as uncharacterized. The record is from RefSeq and is a predicted model, not a curated record. NCBI's taxonomy places the organism in Eukaryota, Metazoa, Arthropoda, Insecta, Diptera, Drosophilidae.
AUGCAAUUCGAGGAGCAGUCAUCCAAAGGUGUCACCGAUGGGCGUUCAGCCAAGACCAAGAACUUCCGUUCGCCGGAGAAUAUAAAAGCAGGGAAGCCCAGCAAGAUUUGGUCAAACAAAAUGCAAGCGUUUAAUCAGCAAUUGUUUAUUUUAGUUGCUGUGGCUUUUGCGGCCUCAGUAGGUGGUCAUGGGGUGGAGCAGGAUCAUCUGGCCAGUCAUGCCUAUGGACCCGCCAUACACAUUAGCUCUGGAGUACUCCAACUGGCUCCCGAUACGGAGCCCACUCAAUUGCUGCUGGUGCCCAAUGUAUACUCAUCGUCACUGGGAAAUCCCUGGCCGCAUUUCUUUAUGGACACCUUGACGGCAUCACACCUGCCACACUCAUCGAUUCCAAUGAUCCCGGCCACCCCCUCGAUUCAUGAACCCCGCAUCGUGGUCAAUGAUAAUGUGGACUUUUCGCAGCUUAAAUUGCCCCAGCAUAAAGUUGUCCACUCCCAUGGACGUUGA